Messenger RNA from Polychytrium aggregatum, 1385 nucleotides. RefSeq lists its product as uncharacterized. The annotation marks the transcript as partial. NCBI's taxonomy places the organism in Eukaryota, Fungi, Chytridiomycota, Chytridiomycetes, Polychytriales. The transcript has 4 exons. The record is from RefSeq and is a predicted model, not a curated record.
AUGGCGCCGGCCUUGCCUGUGCUCCUCUGGCCGCGCGUCCCCAAACCCGCCUGGCUCGGCAUGUUUGGGAUCAUACGGGCCCUCGAUGAGAUCAUGUUGUUGUCACAGCCGCAAUGCCGCUCUGCGGCGCUUGUUCCUCUGGCCUUCGCCCUCCCGCCGCACUCCUUCGAGCUGCCGCUCUUCGUUUCGUCUGCCCAUCACCCUCCCGCCAUGGUCGAGCAUGCUCUCCGUCUGCAGCAGCCAGCUGCCGUCUCCUGGCUCGCUGCCCUCGACAAUUUGUCUGUGCCUGACCUGGACGGCGCUGCCCUGGUCAAGUGGGCGGCCAAGUAUCGUCCUGCCCUGGCCUCGCUUCUCUUGGUCGACCACCACCACCACCACCACCACCACCAUGUUCCGCUGUCGCCAACCCCUGCUUGUCGCGACGCACACCGCCCUCGCGCGUCCUCUGACGUCAGUGGCGAACUCGAUGGCCAAAUCAUUGCCGCUGCCCUGUUUGAGUCUCUUGCCUCAGCCGACGAGCUGCCGCUCCAGAUCCAGUCAUCGUCGCCAUCGCUGGACACUCUCAAGGCCCGACUUCAUCGCCUCGCCCAUCCAUCCAAAACCAAAUCUCACCAUCCAAACAGCCACAACCACAACCACAACUACCACCUCCACAACUACCACCUCCACCACUCCGGACACUCGUCCCAUGCCUCGCCCAAGUACCCGCUUCGGCCGUCUCGAGCAAGAAGACUCUCGUUUUCAAAACGGCUGACUCGGUUCCAUCGCCGACGGCUUUCGCAGCCCCAUGUCGACGUGCAGCCAGACUCGCAGCAAUCACCCAGCGUCCGUCCAUCACCGGUCGAGCCUGGAUCAUCCGCCUGUCAACUGACCCAAUCGUCUGGCUGCUCCGACAGCCAGCCCGCCCGGCUCCACUCUGAUGCCAUCUCCCUCUCCGCCAUGAACGCCGCGGUGACAUGCGUCGGACACGCUCAUAAAGCCUGUCCCAAGCGCCGGUCUCCCUGGAAGUGGGGCUCCCAGCAGAGCGCUAACACUCUCCCCCUCCCCGCCAUGAUCUGCCCUCGCACAGAUGCGUCUCUCCCGCCCCGCUCCCAUAGAUCCUCCACCCGUCUGCCUCCGGAGCUCUGGCACCGCGUCUUCCAGUUUGUCUAUCAGCAAAGCCAGGACCGCGAGUCCAUCCAGGCCACCCUGGCCAUGCUCUGCCAGGUCAGCCGCCUGUUUUACCAAACGGCGACGCGGUUUCUAUGGCACAAUCCGAUCUUGCAGUCCAACGAGCUGCUCAACGCAUUCCUUGGGAUCUGUCGAUCAGGGUCGCUUGCACAUGUAUCGCCCAGCAAUCACCCCGCCCGCUUUGUGCGCAUCCUGGAUCUGUCGGCCCAGUUCCU